AGUCUUCCUAAUAUGUUUGAGGAGUGGGUGAGCGUUUAUUAUGAAGAAUGUAGGGAUUCCCUUGUAUGAUCUGCAAAGACAACUUUUCCUCCCCGCUGUGGGUUCAUGUAAAUCCAAAUUGGGAUUUGCAAAAUGGAACACAUUCGGCGCAAAUAUAAAAGCAGCAAAUGAUGAAACGAGUCUAUGUGUUGGGGGUGUGCUGCGACAUGAGUUAGCGAAGCCAUGCCUCUGUAUCCAGCGCUGUCCGCCCCCGACAUUAACCCGGCUAUUUCCAGAAACUUCCAGCCCACUUUUCCACGUCACUUGAAGGAAUCUUUUAAAGCGUCCGUCCCCAGUAUUAAAUGUCUCAGUAUCGGGCAGCCAGCGGCAUGAACGCCAUGAAGACGCAGUCACCGACACCGAGCAUGGCGAACAACGACAACGACCCCCUGCCCCUCGGCUGGGAAGUCAAAAUUGACCCUCAGACGGGCUGGCCCUUCUUCGUGGAUCACAAUAAUCGCACCACGACCUGGAACGACCCGAGACACGACACCAAAAAGGUCAGAGAAGUGUCAACAAAUGGACCCUGCAUGGAUCAAAGCCCACAGGAGACACAGAAGAGCUUUGUGAAAGAGAUGAAGCACCCCAUCCUUCGCCCGGGUUAUGUCCCAAUCCCAGUCUUCCAUGAGGGUGCAGAUCUCAAACAGCAACAGUACCCGUGCUAUUCCUAUAUCCAACCAACCACAGCACAGAACAUCAGAACAGAGGGGCAGAUUCCUUCUCCAACAACAGGUCUUCACUGUAGGCCGAGAUCACCUUUACAUGGACCUGGUGACAACUGCGCCACAGGGCCUGGAAAGGCCGGCUCGCCUGUUUCACAAACUACAGAGGUAUACACCGGCCCACAUAACCAACCCCCACGGCCCAGUAGCACUGGUCUACAAGCAGGUUAUAUCCCCAUACCGGUUAUCCAUGAAGGUGGAGGAGGUCAAAUGCAAGCACAGCCUCAGUUAAAUCAGUCCAUCCACUCUCAACGUGUCCCCUACUCAGAGCAUCAGCAGCCCUUCCACCGCCUUCAGCAAGAAGAAUGGCCUGGCUAUUCUGCAGCAAUGCAACCUCCGCGAGAAAGGGCUUCUCCCAUAUUGUUUCCCCAACAUCGUGAUGCUGCUGCUAUUCACCUGCCACAUAAUAGAAGAAGCCAGUCACCUAUUGUAACACAGGUGUUGGGUGAAAGACCACAGCAUAUCAUCAUGAGAGAGCCCCCUCAGAGAUUGGAGCAGGAACAAAUAAGCCCCCAGCAGAAAACAGAGAACGCUCAGGUCUCUCAGCCUUUGUACACAGACGCUGACGGCCAGAAUCCUCCUUUUCAACAGCCUACACCUCAGCAACACCAACACUUCCAACAGCCUCCGCCUCAGCAACCACAGCAGUUCCAGCAGGCACCCCCUCAGGCAUCUCUACAGCCUCAUCAGGCCGAGCAGUUAUCACAACAGUUCCCACAGCCUCAUCAAGCAGAGCAAAACACUGCAGACAUCCCAGUUCAAAUACCACCAAAACCAGAAGCUCACGAAACAGCUGCUGUCGCUACAGAAGUCCCGCCUGUAAAGGUAAAGGUAGAGGCAGAGCAACCACCCCAGUGUCCUGUUCACCCAGGCUUGGCCAAGGUACAGAAGAUAGUCGAACGGGUUGCUAAACUGGAGCAGGAGGUGAAAUGCUUUGAAGGAAAAAAGAAUGAUAAGAAAUACUUGUUACUGGAGGAACUGCUGACAAAAGAGCUCUUGGCGUUAGACUCAGUUGAUCCAGAGGGUCGCGUGGAUGUGCGGCAGGCAAGACGAGAUGGGGUUCGUCGGGUUCAGACCAUACUGGAAGAACUGGAGCAACUGGAGGAACCGUCAACUAGGCCUGCUAGCCAGGCCUCGAUGGAGGGUGACAACGUGACACAGAAAAGAGAGCCCAGCAUGAUCACAAAGGAGAAUGCUGAGAUAGCAAAGGAGAUAUCCUAACAAGAAAUUGGUGGUGUUUAUCACGCUCUGCACAGUAUUUGUGAAAGUUGCAUGCAUUCAUUAACUGUGUUGGUAUUUCUUGCCAUUCAACACAUACUGGUGGUCCUCAGGUUAUAAAUGAGUUCCAUUCUUAGAUUGUGAUUUAAGUCGAUUUUUAGUGUAAGUUGUAAUUUUUACCUAAAUUAACUCCUAAGUCACUCGCACUGUAUACAGAACACAUGAAGGAAAUAUAAAAUAUAGAAAUCAAAGAUUAAAUACAAGAAUUACCAGUAUAAAAAGAGAACAACUUCUUACUAUUAUUCCUGUGGUUGUUCUACCUUCUUAAAUCAUUGUCCCAGGCUAGUCUGGAAGGAUAACCUCUUCUCUUCCCAGAGCUCCUUGUAACAGUGCCAAUGCUUAAUGAAGACAAACAGUGGUCAGUAUUGGUGAGCGUUACUCUCUGUCAGAACUAUUUAUGAGGUUCAUUUUCACUUCCAUGGUGAUGGCUUUCCUUUUCUUUGGCACACUGUCACAAAGGAUACAUAAUAAGAGUGCAAAAAGUUAACUAAUAAGCGGUUAUCCUUCCUCAGUGUAGCUGAGCCGGCAAAAGUCUUGACACUUGUCAUUUUUGCCACAUGCUCGAGGCACACACUGCUUUCUUGCCUUGUGUGGCACAUAUCUUUCCACCACUCACACUGUAAUUCUCGAGCAAGCCUCGUGUUUGUGGAUAAAAAUUAAUUAAAAAAAACAAAAAUAAUUUAUGGGAAUGGGUUCGUAACGACGAAAGGUCGUAACACGGAACUUGGUAAACCGAGGACCACCUGUAAUUGAUGGGAGCCCUGUGCUGUUACGUUUCUCAAGACGACGUUGUUGCCUUCAGUGUUGUGCCAGUGUCUUCAUAAAAAGACAGCUGUCAUGAGUAAGAUGUUGACAUUAAGUUGUAGUCAAAUUCAAGUUUGAUUAAGAGGCCUUUAUCAAAGAAAGCAAGUAUUUUCUUAACAAAUGUUAUGUGUAGUUGCCUUUUGUCUUGAUUCAAUAUUGUAUGGAGCUUUCCUUAAUCCAGUCUGCAUAUCUCUUUCUACACACAAGUAGAAUGAGUGCAAACAUUUGGGGCUUUAAGGCAGAACCCACUGCAAAACACUGUCAACACAAAAGCAUUUCCCCUUUAUUAUCAUGUUAGGAGUUUUUUUUGUGCCAAAACACAAUUACUUAGGAUGCUGCUUUUUGGUACAGAAAUAAUUUUGUCAUCAUGGAAAUGUAUCACACUGAAUGAUCAACAUCAUUUUUGGAAUACUUGUUACACCAGCUUUGAUUGAUGUGUUUUGAGUGUUUGUAUACACAUUGGUUAACUUGUAAUUUCAAAGCAUUAUACCAGUAUUUAUAUUUCACUAUAUAGUAUUUUACUAUAUUUAUGAAUGUGUAAUGACAAAUGGACCUGAGAUGUGAGACAAUCAGCACUUGGUGCUAAUAAGGAAUCAAGAGUCGUAAUUUGUUUGAAUGUUCUUUGCAGAAUUACCAAAGCCACAAUCUGUAAUAGCACAGACAAAAACUGCCUUAAGUGCAACAAGACACCGAGCUAUUGCUUAAAAAGUGUCAAAUUAAUUUGUUUUAUGGUUAGCCUUGCACCAUUUGUGGAAUGAUGAGUCACCAAAGUGAGUCCUCUGUACUGCCUUAUACAAACACCCCUCACAAAUUAUGGAUUGUGGCUUAGUGUCGAUCACGGGUAAUGAGUAGCAGAUAAAUGCUUUGUUGAAAGCAAGUUAUAUUGGUACGGUUGAAAUAAAUUGUAUUUGACAGUA
Molecule: messenger RNA, 3760 nt
Organism: Dunckerocampus dactyliophorus (ringed pipefish)
Lineage: Eukaryota; Metazoa; Chordata; Actinopteri; Syngnathiformes; Syngnathidae
Gene: bag3
Product: BCL2 associated athanogene 3
Exons: 4
Coding region: 342-1982 (546 amino acids)
Biological process (GO): protein stabilization; muscle cell cellular homeostasis; negative regulation of striated muscle cell apoptotic process
Cellular component (GO): cytosol; cytoplasm; membrane
Molecular function (GO): adenyl-nucleotide exchange factor activity; protein-folding chaperone binding
Source: RefSeq, a predicted model, not a curated record